This is a messenger RNA of Sphaeroforma arctica JP610, 682 nucleotides long. RefSeq lists its product as hypothetical. Lineage: Eukaryota; Ichthyosporea; Ichthyophonida. Bases 1 to 606 code for a protein of 201 amino acids. The record is from RefSeq and is a predicted model, not a curated record. The transcript is spliced from 5 exons.
AUGCGCGCACUCCAAAAUGUACCACUAAUCUUCACUCCAUUGUUGAGGCCUCACAGGCACUACUGUAUCAGAGGUCCGGAGGAUUCGCCCUACGUAGGUGGAUACUACCACGGGAAGAUCCUGUUCCCCAAAGAUUACCCUUAUAAGCCACCCGGUAUCAUGAUGGUUACACCAUCUGGCCGAUUUCAGACAAACACAAGGCUGUGCUUAUCCCUGAGUGACUUCCAUCCAGAUACAUGGCAUCCGGCAUGGUCCGUGUCUAGUAUAUUAAUUGGGCUCCUCUCCUUUAUGCUGGAAAACACACCCACUGCGGGUAGCGUGGAAACCACAGACACGCGCAAGAAGAUACUGGCCCAGAAGUCACUGGAGACAAACCUAGCCAAUGUCAAGUUUGUCAAACUAUUUCCGGAAAUUGCAGACGAGAUUACAAAGAAACUAAAUGACAGAUAUAGGUUGCAAGGUUCAUCGAGCAUUGGCAAACAGUCAAGCAAAGAAGAUAGCAGCAAGACCAAACAACGGGGAUCAGACUUGAUAGCGAAUGUAAUACUGCUUAUAAUCAUAAUUAUAUUUGUUUGGGUGGUGUCAAGGAUAAUAGAGGAAGUGUAACAUCUCGAGUAGCGCAGAUGAACUGCAUAGAGCGGCUUUUCUAUAAGAAAUAAAGACGAGAGUAUCGUACGAAUCG